UUUCGGUUGUUGUGUAAAGAAGGUCUUUUUGUCGCGAAGGCCGGCGGCGGUCGAGCCUGUACACCAACUCGCUUUUCUUUUCUCAUAGACAACAAACAGCGGCAAUUUCGGAACCUGUUCACUCUCACCAAACUGUUUUGCGUGCUCCGAGUGCUGGUCACCCUGGAGCAAAACACGAUCCAUACCGAAGCUGUUUUUUGUGAACCUUCCGAGAUCCUGUGCUACUUACAGGCCUCCUUUUUCCCGCUGCGAGUGGAAACACACCGUGGGUGACGAGGAGUGACUGAAGCGGCAUUCAGCAACUGGAGAGGAUGGACGUUUUCGUAGACGGAGGCAUCGAAUCUUUUGCUGCUUCUAUCAAUCAGACGUUCCAGCUUUUUUCCGUUCCGCGAGACUCUGCUACCUACUUCGUUCGUGCUUUCUGAGGGAAAGCCGCUUCCUCUUCUUGUUUGCGACUUUCUAUUUUUGGAGCUAAACGCGUUUGCACCGUCCCGCAUUCCCGACACCUGCUGCUCAUUUUUCACCGUUUCGCCGUUGUUUUGUGCUCAACUCCGCCACCGAUUUUCUUCGUCGACCCUUUCUCGUCCUUCGCCUGCAUGUGCUACUCCUGACUCUCGAGUUUCUCGACCGCUUAGAAAGGCAACAAAACGGAACACGGUUUUGGACGGUUCCACAUUGGCACUUGCGUAGUGGAAAAGCGAUCACUUUCAGGUCCGUUUUGAACCGUCUUCGAAGAGGUGCUCGACGGAGUCCUUCGAUGUCUCUUUCCUUUUAACCACGCGGGAUUCCUUAUUGAAGGAAAAUACUCCGUGUUGCGUUCUUCCUCCACGACAGCGGUUUCGAGCCAGACGGUCUUCUGUGUACACGCAGCACGAACUGCAAGUGCAAUAGCCAGAGCAACCGCACUUCUGAUGCACUUGACGGAUUGCAUUCCCGCAGCCAUCUGCUGUUCGUGUGAGGUUACGAACCUGCGUUGCCCCUCGUUUCCGUUGGGAUGGGCUGGUUUAAAAUGGGCCUCUUCUCUGCUCCAUCGAGCGCAUGCGUUGCCGCCUCCCAUUCCACUUCUGUCCACGCUUCGUGAAGUGCACUGCCAUCGUCCUUCUGCUUUCUAGUCUGAACGGUGUGCUCCCCUCCGGCCACCCUCGACAUUCGGUCGGACAUCUGCGGUCUCAGGUCACAGUUGCAAAUCAAAGUCUGCGACCUUGACACCAAAGGGUGGAAACCGCGCUCGCGUCCUGUUUCUUUUCUCAUCCAGUUGUUUGCGCCUGGUCUGGUCUGUGCGGUGUAUGUACACCUCCGGUUGACCUGUCGCCUGCGGCAGCGCCACAAAACCCUUCAGUUUUUUGUGUCUCGGACUUUUUCUAGCAGCAGGCAACAAUUGCCGCCGGCCUCUUUUCCGAGUUUGUGUGCUUCUCCCAGCAAAGAAUGGACGACUUCAGUCCGGGUCGCAGGAGCCCCCGAGGGAUAUCGCGGGAGGCCGCUGACCGGCGGCGCGGAUCGCCGCGGUGGCCGAGCAGGGACAGGGAGGAGAGGAGGUCUCCGUGGCGCUCUUCAUCGUCUCGCGGCAGGGGCGAGGAGAUCUUCCCCAGCCGCGGCGGAGUGCGCAGAGAAGGCGCCUCUCCAGAACCGAAGUCGGGGAGAGACCUGCCCCGCGCGAACAGCGUGCAGCGCGACGACGAGCUCGCGAGCAGGCGGCGGGCGUCGGGCCGUAGAGACUCCCGAGAAGGAGUCGGAAGAGACAGAAGGACCUCGACGCAGCGGGACGCGCGAGGACCGCUGUCCCCGCCGUACGGGUCGCAGCGCCGCUUCGAGCGCAGGUCGCCGUCGCCGUACAGAGGCGGCGAGAGGGAGGCUCGUUCGCGAGGCGAGAACGACCGGAAGCGGGGUCGGUCGCGAGAGAGCAGUGAAGGCGGUCGACAGGUCCGGCGGGAGAGUCGGCGCAUCGAGGAAGGCGAGGAAGGAGGCUUCUCUCACUUUGGCUACCGCGGCGACGAAGGCAGGCGCGACGAGCCCAGGGGGGACCGUGGUGGGCGGGGCGGAGAGGACUGGAGACGAGAAGACCCGGGAAGAAGAGUUCUGAGCGAGAGAGACGAGGAGUUCGCGAGUCGAGACAACGGCGCCGGAAGAGACCGCGAAGCGCGGGAGACAGAUGAGAGAGAGUCCUCGCUGUCUCGCCCACUGCCGCGAGACAAAAGGUCCCGAGACGACUCCAGCGAGCGCCGCGAGGAUCGACAAGGCUCCCGGCGCGGCACCGUCGCCUCUCUCGAAGAUCGCAGCCGGCGGAGAGUCAGCCGUUCUCCGGGCCAAGGGAAAGAAAAGCAGGAACGGGGCAGUCUCUCUUCUUUUUACUCGGUUCGAGAGAGAGAGGAGAGAGAGGGAAGAGAGGAGCGAGAAGAGAAGGGGGAGAGAGGCAGCGAGAAGGCGGACGAGCUUCCACGCGGGGAGAGGAGGGGAGGAAGCGUCGCAGAAGCUUCGCGAAGAGCUGAGGGGGAGAAAGACCGCUUCAGUGGCGGGCGAGAGGAAACCUCCAGGAGACGAGAGUCGCCUACCGGCAGGCGAAGGCUCUCCAGCGACUCCCUCAGGCUUCCAGAGACAGGCAGAGACAGAAGCAGCGACUCCAUUGGCGAGCGAGGAAGACGGUCACCUCCGCGAGGGAAGGACGACCGAGAUGAACCCAGACGAGAAGAUGAUAGCGGACGCGGUGACAAUCCGCCCGUGGGCCGGAGAGAGAGAAGCGGAAGUGCGCAGAAGAAUGAGGCCAGGCGAAGCGCGACUCGAGAAGAAGAGAGAACCAAGACCCGCAGAAACCGCGUCUCGUCUCUCUCGCCCGAGACCGACAAAGGAGAACCCGCGAGUGUGUCGUUCCAGGAAGCUGGGAAGAAGCCCCCUAGACGCCUUCCGUUGCCGCCUCCGCCUCUCGUUUCGCGAGGAGGGCGAGGCGAACGCGACGGGGAGGAGGACAAGGCGGGACCCAGGCCUCGACGCGGAAGCGAAGACAACUCGAGAGAAAACCAUAAGCGAAUGGACGACCGAAACCGCGACCACGCUCCUCAGUCGCCGGUGGCGGCCCGGCGACGCCAGACGUCCUUUUGUCUGCGUAUUGAGAAUCUGCCUUCGUCCCCAUCGCGGUCGGAGAUAGCGGACCUUCUCCGCGACUGCUGUGGUAUUCGCGUCCCGAUAGACAUGGUGGAACUCUUCCCCGCAGACGCCCGCGCCGUGGUGUAUCUACAAUCUCAGCAACAGGCGGAGAGUGCGCAGUACAGGCUCCACCGGCGGACGCUGAGGAACUGCCGCUUAGACGUUUUCCUGGGAGACCGGGCCGCAGGGCGAGACAGCCGAGACGACGACAUCCCGCAGAGAGACAAAGCUCGCGAAGACUCGAGGGGCUCGCGGUCUCCGCGGCGCCGCGGCGCUUCUCCAGGACGGGGCGAGGAGGCACGGGAGAGGUGCGCGUCUCCGGCGGGGUCCUCAUUUCGCAUUUUGCGUCCGCGCUCGCCCCCGGGGCCGACGGGCGGCCGGGCUUCGUCUCCGGUUCGCCGGGGCCGCCGGUCCCCGCCGCGCCCUUUGAUCAUCCGACCCGGGCCCAGCGGCGGGGCCUUCCCUGGGGGCAUCGAGGUCCUCCCCACGGAUUUCGCCCGCGGAGACAGAAGAAGGGACGAGGACGAUGAGCGGCGCGGACAGAGAGGCGCGGACCGACGAGGGUACGGCCGGGGGUCGCUGUCUCCUCGAGGAAGGUCGGCGUGUGGCGCCCGAGAAGCUGGCAGCUCACGGUCUCCAAAGAGAAGAAGAAGAGACGAGGACCUUUCCAGCGACAGCCGCAGGCGCCGCACCAGUCGCUCGCUUUCACGGUCACCCAUGAACGGCGACGACAAGGGCCCGGGACUAGACCGAGGGAGGACCCGAGACGACAGAUCAGCCUCCCGAGAAGGCAGAAAGGCGUCAGUUUCGCAGUCGUCACGACGUGGCAGAGAGGCCGGCGAGAAGGAGAAAGGAGAGAAGGGAUCGUCCCUCUCGCCUGAAGGACGAGGCGGGAGACUGAGCUCCAGCAGGCCCUACACGGGCCCAGAGGAGACCUCCCGGGAGCCGAAGGCUGGCGCGUGCUCAAAUCUUGGGCCGCGUCCGCGGUCGCGCUCCCCGCCCCAAGGAGGUUCGCGCCGCUUCGGGGGCCUCGGCGGGCCUCACGGGUCGACGCCAGGCAUCUCCAUUCGCCUCGCUGGGCGAGGAGGCUCGUCUCGGGACUACAUGGACGGCAGAGGCCCCGGAAGUGGGGGCCGAGGCAGGUCGCCGUCCCCUCAUUCCAGGCGACGAGGCGGCUCGCCUCGGCGGGGCUGGAGGCCCCCGGCGCCCCGCUUCGGACUGGGCUCCGUGAGUCGGUCUCGGUCGCGGGCAUCGCACUCGCUGACAGCGUCAGAGAAGAGCGACAGGCGCGAGCGUGACGAAGACACGAAGGGCGAGAAGCGGAGAGACAGCGUGGUGGACGGGAAGUCCCGGCGACGGUCGCUGAGCCGGCGGUCGCAGGAGCGCGAGGGUGGCGCGAGGAGCGACACUGACGAGCGAAACAAGGCCCGGGGCCCGUCGCCCCUUAACCGCGAGAGGGCCAGCGACGUGCCCGGCGGCGAAAGGAGACAGGAGCGAGACCGGAGCUCUGGGCGUCUGGGAGCCGAGAGACGCGACAGAAGCGUCAAGCAGAAUCCGCAAGAAAAAGCCAUGCUGCGGCUUCACGAGCGAGGAAGGUGCACACCCUGCAGACAGAUCAUCAAGGGCCUCGAGUGCUUUCGAAUCUCCACCUGUCCCUACUGCCACCAUGCGGAACACGACCCUAUGUACAACCGCCCAGGCGUUGAGGAACCCGAGCUGGAGGCGUCUUCGCUCCUUUCGCUAGCCUCCGCGGGGCUGCAGGCACUCCGAGACGGCGUGGAUGCAGGCGCGGGGCAGCAGGGCGAGGAAGAGAGCCGUCCACGAGGUCGAUCUGCGUCUUUGUCUCCGUCGGCAAAGUCACAGACAAAACCUGGCGGAGGCAACUCCGCGCUGUCUCCGAUGGUCCUAAAACAGCAUCUGGCCGGGACGUGCCUGCCGUGCUCGGAGUACAAGCAGGACCGAUGCCGGCGCGGAGACAGCUGUCCCUUCUGCCACCACAGCGAUCACUUGCCGAAGGGCGAGAAGGCGAAGGGCGAGCCGAAGAAGAAGGAGGCGAAGAAGCUCGACUCGAAGGAGCAGCAGGAAAGGUACGCUCUGGAGCGCCACGAGAAGGGUUGGUGUCGCCCGUGCAAGAAGUACUUCGCGAAGAAUGCGGAGUGCCCGGCAGUGAAGAAGAACCAGCCUUGUCUGUACUGUCACCAUGAAGACCAUCGCGACGACAUGCCUUCGCGCAUUCAGAGCCGACAGCCUUCGCCCGAGCGUGCGUCGCCUCCUGCGGAACCCCUAAAGAUGGAGGAGGCUCCGCCGCAAGACACAUCGGCUCCUCUCUUAGCGUCGCCGCCCCAUAGUCUCCACUCGCCCUCCAGUCUCUGCUCGCCGACUGCACAGGGAGCCAUGGGCGAACAGGGGAAUGCAGGCCCGGCCAUUUUGCGCCCCGGCGACCCCGCAACCCGAUUGGAGAACUUUGUGUUUGCGGACCCCGCACAGCAAAGAAAGCACGAGAAGGGACUUUGCUUGCCGUGCAAGUUCUACGUCUCCGGCCGGCAGUGCUACAAAGUCGAGCAGGGAUGUGUCUACUGCCAUCAUCCGUCUCAUCUCUCUCUCGCUGUGCAGGGACUGAGCCAGCACGCUGAUGGCACGGGGCUGCCGUGCCUGCAGAAGGUUCGAGAGCAGCACGAGCAGGGCGUGUGUCGCCCCUGUGUCCACCACUUCGUUCCAGGGCUGACUUGCGCGUGGGGCGUUCAGUGUCUCCUGUGCCACCAUCCGCAGCACGGAGACCGCUCGAGUCCCAGUUUCUACCUCAAGUGGGAACAUGACCGCAACGUGUGCCUGCCUUGUGCCAAGGCACAUGUCUCAGGCCACGGCGGCUGUCCAGAGAGCGACAACUGCGGCUACUGCCAUGACCCAGUCCACAGCGACCCCACAAGCGAGCUGCACUUUGCGCGCGUGCUUCACGCCCGAGGCGUCUGCCGGCCCUGCCAACAGUUCCUUCAGGGGACUUGCCCUCUCGAACAGCUUUGCUGUCCCUUCUGUCACAACCCGCAGCACUUGGGCGGCUUCGCGGCUGAGAAGGAGGGCGAGAGGGAGCGAGGUGCCGAGGGCGCGGGCCCGCCGGGGCGCGGGGCCGUCGUUCCGGUGUCCAAGAUUGGGCCAGCAGCCCCGCCCGGCCAUGCGCUGUUCAUGCGGCCUCCGGGGACGGACGGACGCACCGCUCCCGGCCUGCCCUUCCCGCCUCAACAACCUGCGGGCAACGUGCCCCUGUCUCACCCGGGGCUCCCCGGGCCCCCAAUGGGUCACCCGCCACCACUGGCGCACCCCGCCGGAGUCGGCGCUGCGGGAAUGUUCCCUGGGCCUCCGCAUCAUCCGGUGCGGCCGGCCUUCGUGUACGGAGGCGUGCCGCCGCCCUCAGGAACGGCCGUCGCCGGCUCGCCGUUCCCCGGCCAGCCGCCGAUGUUCGCUGGCGCCGGCGCAGGCGCGGCGCUCCCUGGGAACCCAACGAAGCCGCAGAAGGAGGAGAGAGAAGGCGCUGGGGAGGCCGGACCGGGCGAAGGCGUGAAGGAGUCGUUGGGCCUCCCGGUCGGCGUGAUUGCUGCGCCUCCCGUGCUGGGGGGCGCGCCGAAGGAGGAGGAACAAGGCGCGAAGGAAGAGGAGGAACUGGAUCCCGUGGCCGCAGCAGCGGCAGCCUACGCAAAGGAACAAGAGGCACGACAGGUGCUCCUUCAGAACCAGUCAGUGAUGCAGACCCCGCAAAGCAUGACCGGACCGUCGCCUCCUGGGGGAUCUCCGUGGGGCGUGCCUUACAUGCAGCCGCCGCCUCCUGGCGCAGCGCCCUGGGGCGCUCCAGGGGCGCCGCACCCGCCUUCGGGGUCGAUGCCAGCGGGUACCCCACAGGGGCCUCACCCCAUCGGCGUGGGUCCCCCGCCGCCAGGCCCGCCGGGCACAGCAGCGCGCCCCUCGCACCUUCUGCCCACGCCUCCAGGGGCGCCUGGGGUUCCACCCCCCGGCUCCCGCCAGCAAGCCCAGAUGGGCCCACCGCUGGCGAUGGGAGGAGAUAGGGCGAUGCCUUCGAUGCCCGGAGCGCCCCCUCCAGGCGCCGCACCACCGGCGCCCAUGUACGGUAUGGCGCCCGCCAUGGGGCGCCCCCCUGCCCCCGCGCAAGCCCCAGGGAGCUUCUGUGGACCCAUUGGGUCUCCAGCGGGGAUCCGGCCUCCGCAAGGUCCUCCAGGAGCAGUGGGGACAGGCGGGCCUCCAGGUUACAUGGGCUCCGAGAGCAGCUUCGGCGUGUCUCACCUUGCGCCUGGUCAGCGGCCGGCUCCGCCGCACCCGCACGGAUCGCCGGCUCCCUUCGCUUCCCCUUCGGCCCAGAAACCUUCGCCACCGCCCUUGAUGGGCUGGGGUGCCCAGCCGCUAGUGGCCUCGCAGCCACCGCCUCCUGGGGGGCAUCUGACCCCUCAGGGCGAUGCCGGGCAGGGCGUGGGCCUGGCGGGCCCGCCUCCAGGGAUGUCCCCGGCGAUGGGGACGGGGGCGCCGCCGCCGCCUCCUCCGCCUCCAAGUGGAAGCCCCAGCGAUGGCUUCGGAGACAGCUCGGCACAGGCUUCGGGUUCUUCUUUCCAGGCCUCGCUGGCCGCGAAGAACCCUGCGGCGGCAGCAAUGUUGGAAGCUGCGCAGCAAGCGGCUCAGGCCGCAGCCUCAAAGAUCGGCUCGUCCAACUCCUCGCCGCCUCCGCCUCCCUCUCAGUCGUUCCUUAACCAAAGCAGUCGCGUUCCGGGCAUGUCCCCGGCGGCGGCUGCGGCGGCCGCGGCUGCAGCGGCCCUAGCGGCCGCUGCCAUGGCUGCAAAGAAGAAGGGCGAGGAGGCCCAGAAGGUGCGAGACAUGGAGCAGCCCCAGGGAUCCAAGCCGUCGCAGGCGAUGGCGGGCCUUCCCGCAGGCCACGCUACUAUGGGGACGCCCCUGCCGUCGCCCUUCGGCUUCUCCGUUGGAAGCCGGAGCGGCGGGUUGGCUUCGGUCGUGGAAGCGGCUAAGGCGGCAGUCGCCCAGAAGGCCCUUCUCGCGGCCAGGGAGGCCCAAGAGGCACCUACCGCCGCGCCAGAUAACCCACAGAACCUCCCUGCCGGUGUGCUGGCUGCUGCGGAAGCCGCCAAGGCUGCAGCGGCGGCCAUCAGCGCCUCGCUGGCCGGCGUCGGAGGUUUCACAGGGUAAACCUGAGGGCCAGAGAGGCGCGCGAAAAACAGGCAAAGUGUGGGCUGUAACUGCGUGAGGCCCAAGUGGCAACGUACCCGACGCUAGGUCAGCACAGUGUCUGGGCGUGUCGUCAGAUGUAACAGUCGCUGCAUGUGGGAGAGAAGGCACGGCUCAGGGAUCAGGACAACUUUUGCCUCAAACGUCUCCCCCUCUUCUGCAAGUCGGUGUAUAGACGGCCGCCACAUUCGCGAGGCCCAAAAGCCCUGCUUCGGUUCGUUCUUCUGAUAUUCCCAGCGCCGCCUUUCUUUGUCGGUCCCCUCGCGUUUCGUGCUUUCUUUGCCCUUGCAAGGUGGAGAACCUAGAACCGGGCGCUCCACGACAUGCACCUUUGGGGAUCCCGGUUCCACAUGUGCGUGCAUGAUGCUACAGCGUGCCACCAGGGGGGAAGUCUAGACCGCACAUAGGGAAUGUAGAUGAGUUCAGCAAGAGUUCACCCGGUGACAGCAAAGCGUUUUUGCGUUGUUGGCUGCCAUAAAGAGCUAUACACUCGAGGGUAUGUGUGGCCGGGAGUCUUUCCCAUUUCAGGCAUGUAGACGUGCAAGAAGUAUACAGAAAGACUUAGAACUGUUACUUCACCUCAUGCGUCUAUAUGUUUACAAUUUCACGGGUUCCUUCGCGGCGCCGUUAACCUAUGUUUUUCAGCGUUUUUGCAUGCCGUUUCAACCUAGGCGGAGCUCAUGUCUGUCAGUGUCCACAUUACAGCAGACAAGAGCUGCUAUUCGUGCUUUUGUUGCCUCAUCUGCCGUUUCUAGUGCGUUGCGCCUCGGUCUCGUCGCUUCCGUCCACAUGCUAUCUGGAGGGGAAUGAGGAGCAUGCCUCAAAAACACGUUUCUAUCCUUGUACCUCAAGUUAUAGACAGUCGAAUGAUCCGCGAGGAAACGGACCCGUCCACACACACUCCCGGAACCAGAAGACACGGGAAAUCCGUACGUACACGUGCCCAUAAAUCCGUAUCAAUUUAAAUGUAACGCUCGAUGCUCCUUCACGAAUAUAUCAUUAAGAGCGUCGUUGUAAACAGGAAACGUUUAUGCAUCUGUAACGAAUAGACAAGGCGGUCGCGUGUUUCCAACGUGCGUUUAAAACGAGCACUCACUACCAUGCAGGCGCUGCACUUGCUCAAAGUGUGCACAGCCGGCUUCUGCAGCUGGCGGAGCAGAAACGGUUCCAUCCGACACCUCCGAAAUAGUUCAAGACAACAGCGUGACCAAAGACAUGAUCUGAUAAAGGCAUAUAUGAGCACGCUGGAUGAAUUAGUAGAGCCCCAUUCCAAAUUAGGACUUCUCGAGCUCCCAAGUCCAUCAGACACACAGAAGACGUGAAAGCCGCGCGGAAUGGAUUCCGUUUCUUUAGGUUCUCCGUGGUUCCCUUCAUUUCGAGAUGCCAAACAACGCAACUACCGCUUUAGCUGGAGUCCUGUUGUCGGCUUCUUGAAACCGUAGCUCAUCACUGGAUUGCUGCGGCAGGGCUUCAAGUUGCGGCUCACAGAUGCCAACCCCUCGCAGCUCUCCUGUUUUGUUCUGUGAUUAAAAUCAGGGGCAAAUGAACGGUUUUAGCAGUUUAUGUGCACCAGACGGGUCCCCAAGAAAAUUGCGGAAGUCGCUGCCGCUUCCCUACUUUGUAAACGGCGUAUGCAGUAUCCG
Messenger RNA from Toxoplasma gondii ME49, 10019 nucleotides. RefSeq lists its product as hypothetical. The transcript is spliced from 4 exons. The record is from RefSeq and is a predicted model, not a curated record. NCBI's taxonomy places the organism in Eukaryota, Apicomplexa, Conoidasida, Eucoccidiorida, Sarcocystidae. Gene Ontology annotation, molecular function: metal ion binding; nucleic acid binding. Bases 1426 to 8337 code for a protein of 2303 amino acids.